AGGAAAUUCUUUCUCAACACCUAGUGCCAGGUAACAGUUUCCAUGGCAACACGCGUUCAGGCAACAUGGAGUUCCUUCGGUGGAGUUGUCAUGAUGUUGCGAGAUGGAUUGAAUCUAUAGGAUUUCCACAAUACACCGCAUGUUUCACGGAGAACAUCAUCACUGGAAGGAAGCUCAUUUAUGUAAAUUGUGUCUACUUGCCAAGACUAGGAAUCACAGAUUUUAAAGACAUGCAGGCUAUAUCUGCUCGUGUGCGCGAGUUGCUGGGCAUCACAGAGACCCUGUGGAGUCACAGCAUCGCUGACCCUCCGAGGGACAGAGUGGGCCUGUUCUUGGAGAUGAAGAGCCGGACAGGCGAACGGGCAGACAGCCUCACCUACCAGCAGUUCCUAAAUGACACGUGUCAGCGAGAGCAGAAAAUGAGUCACAACAGUAAAGGAGCACAGUGAAAACCAAGACAUGUCAGUGUCAUUUCAUAUCGCCAGCUGUCAGCUCAAUAAGAUGAGACACUUGCAGUAGGUCACAGCCCUCUCACUUCCCACAAAUGCUCCCACACUGCUGUUGUUGUGACUCGUAAAAAUGUG
Molecule: messenger RNA, 584 nt
Organism: Scomber japonicus (chub mackerel)
Lineage: Eukaryota; Metazoa; Chordata; Actinopteri; Scombriformes; Scombridae
Product: sterile alpha motif domain-containing protein 15-like
Exons: 3
Coding region: 66-449 (127 amino acids)
Molecular function (GO): protein binding
Source: RefSeq, a predicted model, not a curated record